AUGGGAACUUGUUGUACAAAUAAUACACAGGAGAAGGAACACUUUACUGUAAUAACAGCUCCUAUAUAUAUAAAUAAUGAAAAUUUAGAGAUUGGAAUAUAAACUAAAAUCAAAGAAUCAAAUGAAACUCCAAGUUCACCCAUUAGAUCAGAGAAAAUAGAUGUAUGGUUUAAAAUUAAAAUCUAGCACAGGAUGAGAACUAUGGAUGUAUUAAGAGUUAUAGAGGAGUUCUGAUUAAUAAUGCUAAUGUAUAUAUACAUUCCUUUAAUAGGAUAGAUUUUCGAUGAAUAAACUUCACUUGCUAUAAAGAUAUUUAACUCUUUAGGUAAUUAUUCUGGCCAAUUUAAGGUCCUUUUCCAUUUCUAGUCGUUAAAGAUCAAACACUUACUUAUGUUGGUCCAGUUUAAAUCGAUGAAGGGUAUAUAUAAAAUUGUAAUAAGAAUGAUUUACUAAGGAUAAUGGUUGGAAGGAAGGAGACAUGGUUUUGGAAAAUAACUCUAUUCUUUUGGAUCAAUUUAUGAGGGAGAAUGGUACAAUGAUUAAUAGCAUGGUUAUGGAAGAAUUGUUUUAUCAAAUGGAGAUUAGUAUAAUAUCAAUAAUAACUUAAGUUAUGAAGGUUAAUGGAUAAAUGAUAAGGCUUAGGGCAUAGGAAAAUAUGUAACUAUUGAUGGAACAACAUAUAAUGGUGAUUGGGUUGAGGAUAAAUAACAUGGAGUAAUAAAUUAUAUGAUAUUGAGAGAGGAAUUGAAUAUUGGAAUAAUGGACAAAGAUAUGAAGGCACUUAUUAACAUGGAGAAAAAAAUGGUUAUGGUAUUUUUGAAUGGUCAGAUGGUUCCAAAUAUGAAGGAGAAUUACUUAAUGGAAUGCCUCAUGGUAAUGGAGAAUAUUGUUGGAAAGAUGGAAAAAGGGUAAGAUUCAUAUUAAUUCAUAGUAUAAAGGAGAAUGGAUGUUGAAUCAAAUGAAUGGAUAUGGAAUUUAUAUAUGGCCGGAUGGUAAGAUUUAUAAAGGAAAUGUAUAAAAAUUAACUUAAUUUUAGUUUGAAAAUGAUUAAAGAAAUGGAUAUGGAGAAUUAGAUUGGUAAGAUGGAAGAAUUUAUAAAGGAUAAUGGAAAAAUGGAAAAUAACAUGGAGAAGGGACAUUUACUUAUAAUAACAAAGUUAGAAAAGGAAUUUGGUAAAAUGGAUAGCCUAUCAAAUGGGGACAGAGUGAAAUAUUAUCAUUAUAAUGA
This is a messenger RNA of Paramecium pentaurelia, 1228 nucleotides long. The record is from the annotation of a GenBank genome assembly. NCBI's taxonomy places the organism in Eukaryota, Ciliophora, Oligohymenophorea, Peniculida, Parameciidae.